CGAGCAUUGUGGAGUGAGCACGUGUUUUCUUGCAGCUCCGAGUCGCCUGUUGUCUUGUCUUUGUUUGUCCAUUGUAUUGUACUCUUUGUGAGUAAUUGUAAAGUGAGUCUUUCCCUGUUUUUAUCGUGUGUUCACUUGGAACAUGCCGAGCUGGAUAACACUGCUCAUUUGCGCAGUCGGAGUGUGGCGGAGUCUGGCGUCAGAACACGACUCGGCCAAACGAUAUGACGGAUACAAAGUCUAUCGUGUCUUCCCAGGCAACACAAAAGAUAUUAGAGACGUAUUUCUGGACAUGGAUCUGGACGUCUGGAACGACGCUGGACACGACGGCGACCACGUGAUCGUCAUGGUGAGUCCUGGGCAGCAGACGACGUUCAAAGAUUUCCUCAAGAAACACGGAAUCUCCAGCGAAGUCUUCAUCGACGACGUGCAAAAAUACAUCGAGCAGGAGGAGGGUGAACUGAAGUACAGGAGGCGGCGGCAAGUUUCUUCUCUUCUCGGCCAGAUUUCAAACUCCUACUUACCUUACAACGAGAUAAUAAAUAUGGUUACCAAGAUCAAGAACGAUGCGUCAGGACACGCCAACGUCGAUUUGAUAAACUACGGUACAUCAUCUGAGGGGAGAACACUCUAUGUCGCAAAGAUAAGUGACGGGAACACGUGUAAACCUGCUAUUUUGAUCGACGGCGGGUUCCACGCCAGGGAGUGGAUUUCCCCGGCCACAGUUCUCCGCUUUAUAUACGAGCUGGUUAUGAAUUCCGCUAAUACAGACCUCGUAGGAAAGUUCGACUGGUACAUCAUUCCAGUUAUGAACCCAGAUGGUUACGAAUACACCAGAACAAAGGACCGGAUGUGGCGUAAGACACGAAAUGUCAAUACCGGAAACACUUGCCGAGGCACCGAUCCGAAUAGAAACUUUGAUUACCACUGGGAUCCAUAUGCCGGUGCUAGUACUAAUCCGUGCUCCGAAGUAUACGCUGGUCCGAAUCCACUGUCCGUUCCAGAAACCGUUGCUCUGUCCAACUUGAUGAACCAGCAUAAGGACAAGUUAAAGCUCUACUUAACGGUUCACAGUUUCGGACAGAUAUUCCUGUAUCCGUACGGUUACAGUAGCACGUCGCGGGCACCGGACCACAGAGAACUCACUCGGCUGGCUAAUGUGGCUAUAUCGGCUAUGAAGUCCUAUUCUUACAGCGUGGGCUCGUCCGGACCAGACUUCUCCGUUGCUGCUGGCGGAUCCGAUGAUUACGCCAAGGGGAAGAUGAAUAUAAAAUACUCCUACACGAUGGAGUUGCCAGAACGGUCAUUCAUCCUUAGCACCAGCAAGAUCUCCACGGUGGCCGCUGACGCGUGGAAAGGGAUCAAGGCCAUGGCGCUGGAUCUGUCCGCACUGCCCUACAGCAAGGGCCUGCCCUGCACCCCCGCGCCGAGUGCCACAGCAAAGCCUACACCUUCCCCGGCCACCCCUAAAGCGACCACCGCUCGCCCGACAACCCCCAAAGCCGCCACAAAGCAUCCGUGUUGUACCUACAUGGCAAUGUACAGCUCUUAUGGAUACUACUACACCUUAUUAAAGAGAUGCUGUGAGACUUACGGCUGAGAAAUUAAUAUAAAAGAACUA
This is a messenger RNA of Gigantopelta aegis, 1621 nucleotides long. Its product is annotated as carboxypeptidase B-like. The coding region runs from base 143 to 1600 and encodes 485 amino acids. Gene Ontology annotation, molecular function: metallocarboxypeptidase activity; zinc ion binding. The record is from RefSeq and is a predicted model, not a curated record. Gene Ontology annotation, biological process: proteolysis. The transcript is spliced from 12 exons. NCBI's taxonomy places the organism in Eukaryota, Metazoa, Mollusca, Gastropoda, Neomphalida, Peltospiridae.